CUUCGCUUUUGCCUGCUUGAGACGAGACGAUGCGACAUGGCCGAGAGGCGAGCUGGACCGCGCCGGGCUCGUGUCUCGCGUCCGCUGACCUGUGUCAAGUAUAAGCCGUUUGGCAAGCCUGCUCCUCCUCGCCGGGCCCCGUCUGUCCACGCGGACUGAAAAAGAAAGCGAGCCUGUCUCCGCGCUCUUCGUUCGCUUCUUCCGCUGCUGCUCCUCUCUUCCUUCGACCUGUCUGCUGCUGGCUGUGCCAGAGUGCCGCAAUCCUCGCCCUUCGUUACACAUCGCAAGACGACUCACCUGCACCGCAUUGAUGCCCUAGCGGUCCCAUGCGCUGCAGUACCGCACCCGCUCGACGCUAUUAAUUCGUUCCGUUGUUCCCGCCUUGCGAAAGGGUCCGCGCAAGCUCUCUCGUCACUCUUUCGGUCUUUCCAGAAGCCUCGUGCGCCCUGCACCUGACUGUCCGUUCAUUUGUGUCUUUAAAGCACUCCGGCUCUCCUCCUACAGGGUUCAACCUCGACAAGGCUUACUCUGUCUUUUCCUGUUCAGAGUGCCCGUCCACGCCGGCCAGUCCUUUGCAGCGUCCUUUCGAGUCUUUUCCUACGUGGCCCUUUGCUCCGUACCGACCCAAGCCCUCUGUCGUACGACCUCGACGUCGGGACCGGGUCCAUCACGAUCAUUUCUACAUCACUCGUUCUUUAAGAAGGCUCCUCAAUCUUUCGUCACACAUUCGUUGAUCCUACGAACGGUCUCUCUGGAACUCGGGAACAAAAGUCAAGCUUUCGGCAGGCCCACCGCUACAAACUUGAGUUUGCCUGUUCGUCGUAUACAACAGGUACUCCUUCCCGCUCUCAGCUUAACCUCUUCGUCUCACACCGGCACUCUUAACUGAGCUGUCUGUUCUGAUACUUUUGCAUUUCUUGCCCGACCAAAAACCCACGCUGCUCGACUCGUACGACAACCAACCUGGACCCAAGACCUCUGUUGAUGAUCCCAGUGCCCAAAAUGUUUCAGUCACUCUCACCCGCGCCACAGCAGUCUUCGUUCCGCCUUCGCCUCAAGACUGCUUUCACCCCACGAGGUGCUUAUGCUUCCAGCAGCUCCUCCACGGGAACCACGUCGCCGCUCUCGAGGCGGGACAGCGACGAGUUCUCUCCCGGGUCCUUCUUCUCCGCUAGCUCAACCGACACUCGUGCAUCCAACUUCUCGGCGUCUGUUCGCCUUAGGGCUUUGCUUAUGAAGCACCACAAGCCGAGCGUCACGGAUCUGCAGCUGCAGGAGGAGCUACGCUCUCACCCACAGGAACUGAACUUGCUAGAGCCGAGGCCACAGAACAUGUUUGUCAUGGGUGGUAUCUUCGACGUCAUCGAGGGCAAGGCAUGAUGGUAGCCCUCAGACAACCUUUCGCUAUUCUACAAAGAGCUGAGGGACAUGGACAUGGCUUUAAUGUCUUUCUGUUCGCAUGAGUGGCUUUAGAGGGCAUUUCUUUUAAUGCUUUUGCAGUGUCGAGGCUCUGCGUCCAUCGUGGUGGCAGCUUCUUCGCACUGUCCCUACGACUUAUUUGGGGCUACCUCUGAAAUUUGAUCGGACCUGAUGUGUCACAUGCUUUUCCACGCUAUAUUUGGGAGAACACGGUUUGGCGUAUGGUAGGACUAUUUAGCGAGGCCUGCUUGAUGACCUCCGCCGGACGAGGGAUAAAUGGUAUCAUGGCGUCUGUACUGAGUGGGAGGGUUUUUUUUGGUGGGAUCAUACGAAGUCUACGGACAUGUUUAAGCGCGGCAGGUAUUGGAACUGCAAAUAAUGAAUGGUCUUGUUUUCCCUCCCUUAUCCUCUUUUUUGUCUCUCUUGCAUGUUCAUCUAAAGCUCGAAAGAUCGUGUUCCCGCUCUUUUCAAUGCACUCUCGGGAUUGAUCACGAUGGACAGAGAAGUGAGAAGCAGGUAGAUUGAGAAAGAUGCGAACGGCAUAGUGCGUCUCACGCUUUCAUUAUUGUGCCGUGCCAGG
Verruconis gallopava is the source of this 1999-nucleotide messenger RNA. RefSeq lists its product as uncharacterized. The transcript has a single exon. Lineage: Eukaryota; Fungi; Ascomycota; Dothideomycetes; Venturiales; Sympoventuriaceae. The record is from RefSeq and is a predicted model, not a curated record. Bases 985 to 1380 code for a protein of 131 amino acids.